Diabrotica virgifera virgifera (western corn rootworm) is the source of this 1468-nucleotide messenger RNA. RefSeq names its product protein charybde. The coding region runs from base 142 to 630 and encodes 162 amino acids. Gene Ontology annotation, biological process: regulation of TOR signaling; apoptotic process; negative regulation of signal transduction. Lineage: Eukaryota; Metazoa; Arthropoda; Insecta; Coleoptera; Chrysomelidae. The transcript has 3 exons. Gene Ontology annotation, cellular component: cytoplasm. The record is from RefSeq and is a predicted model, not a curated record.
AGCUGAUUUUUGUUAGCAGUUCCUAUGAGCCACAGAAGGUAGUACAUGUGUUUUCACUCGAGCAGUAGAAAGCCGGUCAAUUGAAUUAAUUUGAUAAUUUUAUAGUUUAGUGUGUUUUUGGACAUUUCUUUUUAAAUUAAAAUGGAAGUUUUACCCUUCGUUGACAUCAAGCAGCACAGCGGUCUUGAAGGCUGUGAACCAGAAUAUAAUGAAUUUUUCCGGUUAGAAGAGACGUCCCUGAUAGAAGCAUUAUCUAAGCGUCUCGAAGGAGAGCUUAGGACUGCGAAGAGAACCCAUCUUUCGGUAGGAGAAGUUCUUCUUCCCAAUGGACUGACGCAUUCGAUAGCCAAAGAUCUUUUUUACUUGGCCGAUUCUGAACCUUGUGGACUUCGUGGGUGCACUUUGUAUAUAGACUUUGAGAACAAUGAUCUCAAGACGAAUUUGAGCCAGGUCAAGUGCGAUGCUUCGACUCCUUCUACCUUCGAAGUGUACUUGACGCUUAAGCAGGCGACCACUGGAUGGAAUUCGUUUCUGCCACAGUUUCUUAAAAAAAUCACAAGUUCUGGAGCGCUUAUGAUAAGUGCAGAAUAUGGACUUACCAAGAAGCAACUGUAUCGCUCGAGUUACUAACUCGACUGAUUUUUGAUAAUAAUAUGUGAUCAUUCACACACAUAUACGUACACAUUUACAUUUACAAGUAUCUCGAAAUUUUUUUUAUUUCAUUCACGUUUUUGUAUUCAUAACUAUAUCAUUAGUUGUAAUCGUUCGUUUCUUUAUCAAGUUAGUUAACAUUGAGUUGUAUGUGUAAGAUAUAAAAGAGUUUUUAAGGUUUUUGGUAAUUUUAAAAAUUCUAAAAUUGUGAUAUAGGUGUGCAGAUUAUAAAAGUGUUAUAUUCAUAUUUUUUGUGAUAUUAGUUCGAUACGAAUUUUAUUUUUAUAGAAUAGGUGCGUUCAGCUGAUAUUUGGUUGAGAACUGAAAAAGUACAUGGGGGAAUAUAUGUGUACAGUACCCUGACUAAACAUUAUGGCAUAUAUUAUGCUAACCGUUUAGUUUGAAGCUUUUAGUGUACUGUACGUAUGUAGUUCACUGUGUAACGUGUGAUUUGUUCAGUAUUAAAACUUCUUUACCAAAUAUACUAAGAACACAAUCUGAUCUCAAAUUAAUAUAGAUUUGUUAGAUAUGUGGGAAUUUUUAUACAUUUUUAAUAGAAGUCUUCAUAAGAUUUAUGUACUUCCAUACUAAUAUGUCUAGAUUUGUAAACGAUAUACAUGGAAGAGCAGAACUUCAUAUCCCAGUAUACACACUAUAUUCUGACAUGACACUUUACAAAAAAAAUUUACAUAAAGUACUAAUUACUUUGUUCUCUUCUUCUGUGGGUGUUGUUUGGAUUUAGUUAUAAAAUCAAAUAAAUGUCUGUACCAAGAAAAAAAAUAAUGCAGAAAAAAUAAUAAAUCUUUGAAGUAUGUUA